Serpula lacrymans var. lacrymans S7.9 is the source of this 1646-nucleotide messenger RNA. RefSeq lists its product as uncharacterized. Bases 223 to 1473 code for a protein of 416 amino acids. The transcript is spliced from 7 exons. The record is from RefSeq and is a predicted model, not a curated record. Gene Ontology annotation, molecular function: nucleotide binding. NCBI's taxonomy places the organism in Eukaryota, Fungi, Basidiomycota, Agaricomycetes, Boletales, Serpulaceae.
AGCCGCAGCAUGACGAGUCCUCCUCGCCGGAAUAUACUCUUACUAUCGUUACCAAUUCAUUGCCAACGCUGAAUACCACCUAUUUUGUGAAUACCAGGUCUAUCCUCAUAGGCGUCGAAGACCGGGUCAUUGGUUGUUGCAUGCAUAUCGUGUGAAGGCCGUCGCCAGGAAUAUCAGGAAAAGCUGAACAAGGUUUAGAGAACGAUUCAACUAUCCUCCAUCAUGUCUUCUAUCAUCGGCCUCUUCAAACGGAACUAUACCGCGUUCUUCAGCCCGCCAAAAGUACUCAAGUCAACUAGCGAACAAGGCUCACAGAUUGCUCCGCUCAAGUUUGGGAUCUUAGGCGCCGCAGCUAUUGCUCCGGCAGCACUUAUCAAUCCUGCUCAAAGUCAUUCUGACGUCGUUGUAUAUGCUAUUGCUGCGCGAGACCCUAAACGUGCUGAGGCCUUUGCCGAAAAGUACGGAAUUGAGAAGUGGUAUGGAAAUUAUCAAGCCUUGUUGGAUGAUCCAGAAAUUGAUGCUGUAUACAAUCCGCUGCCAAAUGGGUUGCAUUAUGAAUGGACUAUGAAGGCCCUUGCAGCUGGAAAACAUGUUCUCCUCGAGAAGCCAAGUGGUGAUACAGCCGAGGAGACGAGGCGGAUGUUUGACCUUGCUGAGAAUAAAGGGCUCAUCCUCCUUGAAGCCUUUCAUUAUCGGUUCCACCCUGCCAUUCAAAGAGUCAAAGACAUAAUUAACAGCGGUGAACUUGGGAAAAUUAAACAUAUCAGCGCAUCUUUGGCUAUUCCCAAAGGCAUUAUUACUGGAAAUGACAUCAGAUUGGACUACAAUUUAGGAGGUGGGGCGAUGAUGGAUUGUGGCUGCUACCCGCUGAGCUGCCUUCGUUAUCUCACUUCUGCGAACCCAAUUUCCGUCAAUGACGCCAAGGCGACUGUCUACCGCAGAAACACGCUUAUUGACACGGGCAUGGCAGUGAAUUUGACCUUCCCUUCAGCCUCACCCUCUUCGUCACCUCCCGAAUCUCAGCCCGAGGAACCAGUAACAGCCACCCUCGUCGCAGACUUCGCUACUCCUUGGAUUUUAGGGGUUCUUCCGCGAAUGCCACGCAUAUUUGUACUUGCCGAAUGUGAGCAAGGAUCAGUGGAAAUGUUCAAUUUCGUUAUGCCCGUGAUAUAUCACUACAUCCAAAUUCGCCCACUACAAGGAAAAGCAAGGACAGAGAAAGUGUACUCGUUUCGUACAGCUACGCAUAAAGGUACCAGCGAAGACCAGAAUGAGAAGAAAGGCGAGGAAUGGUGGUCGACAUAUCGCUAUCAGCUCGAGGCUUUUGUGGACAAGGUACGGGGCCGUGAGCCACAGACAUGGGUAAGUAGGGAAGACUCGAUUGCAAAUAUGGAAUGGAUUGAAAAGAUUUACGAAAAGACUAAUCUCGGGGCUCGACCACAAUCCAACUUCCAACUUGAAUCAUCCGAAUGAAACUGAUUCGCACAAGUCCUUUCUUAAACCCAUUAUUGUGAAUUGUAUCUUGAUUAAGUGGAUCGUCAAACUAUACAAAAGCUGUGUCAAUACAUUUUUUGAAACGUUAAAUCUUUCCGUACCAGCGCGGCACUGGAAUCAUGCUGGCAUAUGUGGUUGGACUCCAGUCCAGC